AUGGAAAAAUAAUAAAUCAGCGUAUCGUUUACUUAUAUUCCCACUGAAGAAGAGAAGCAAAAGGAUUUAGAUAAAUAAUUGGAUAUACAUACUAAAUAAUUGUUGCAUCCUAAGCUUAAAUGGACUGCUAUAUUACUAGCAUUUCUUUCUGUUAUUCUUUACUCAAUAGGGUUAGAUGCAUUCAUCCAAAUCCAUUUAGAAGAGGAUUCAACAGCUCUCUAUUUGAUUGCCACUCUAUGUCUAUUGCCUCUAAUCUAUUGCUUAUUCAAAGUAUGCAAACAAAAAAAAGACUUGUGA
Messenger RNA from Paramecium tetraurelia, 297 nucleotides. RefSeq lists its product as uncharacterized. NCBI's taxonomy places the organism in Eukaryota, Ciliophora, Oligohymenophorea, Peniculida, Parameciidae. The record is from RefSeq and is a predicted model, not a curated record. The transcript has 2 exons.